Trametes versicolor FP-101664 SS1 is the source of this 5522-nucleotide messenger RNA. RefSeq names its product P-loop containing nucleoside triphosphate hydrolase protein. Gene Ontology annotation, cellular component: cytoplasm. The record is from RefSeq and is a predicted model, not a curated record. The transcript has 16 exons. Lineage: Eukaryota; Fungi; Basidiomycota; Agaricomycetes; Polyporales; Polyporaceae. Bases 1 to 5307 code for a protein of 1768 amino acids. Gene Ontology annotation, molecular function: nucleic acid binding; ATP binding.
AUGGAUUUGGAUGACUUUGACGCUGCUGUCGAGCAGCUCCCCCUCGACCCUGGAUCCUCAAACGCGCAAAGCCCCAAGGAUGCGGUUCGCCUCAUCGACGCGCAGUGGUACACUCCAGUCAGCAGACGGGGGCGGUGGAUGGACCUCAUCGGAGACUACGCCGGAAGUGAACCAUUCGUUGUAGAUGGCGAGGCACUACUACAGCUCGUCCUCGACGACCCUCUACUUGCACUAGGGCGCACAGAUGAUGUCAGUUUCCAGAUCGUCCACGCGAUCUACACCAUGGAGCGUGUCCUACACGAGAUCUCGAGCCGCUCCGCGUCCUUCGAGAUUGUGUUCUGGCAUGACAGACGCUUCCUCACGCUUCAGAUCGGCGAGGACGAACACACCUCGUCGUCCCGUACACUGGCGCGGUCUAUCCUCUUUAAUCACUUGAGUGCGCUAGAUAUCCCAGUCCACACGUUUCUGGACACCUCAGAUCCAGCCUGGUUGGCAUAUCGAAUGCAUACGAAGCCUAUGUUCGUGAUGACUAACGACGGAGGAGUCGUUGAAGGAGCUGCGUCAACAGCGCACACUGAACGAAUCCUGCUUCAGCGUGUAUUCAUUUAUACCCUCCUAGCCCAAGGCAUCUCUAUCACGCUGUUGAAGGGUGCUGAGUACCGAGACUCCAAGAUCCUGUCGUUUGUUUACGAGCAACGUGUAGACGGUGAUCCGAAGAGUCGGUUCCAACACGGGUUCUGGCUAGCCGUCCAGAAUGCGUUGCAGUCGCUGACCGCACAAGAAACCGACCUACGUGCAGGCGAUACCGCGACACCGCUGGAGGAUGUCGAGUUGCUCCCUGCACGCGAGUUGGCCGUCGACCUCGUCAACAACCUGUCCGAAUCUAGCGUAUCGCAGCAUGAGCUCUUUCCCGAACUCCUUCAGCUUUUUGUGGCACACAUCCUCUUCGUGCCUCACCUCGGCUUGAAGGAGCGAGCUCAACCUCCCGUAGUCCUUCCCGCAGCCCUUUCUGACCACCUACACACUGCGUUUCUCCCGAGAGCAUUCCUUGACCUCGAGGAUGCCGCCUCCGCGGUCACCGUGGACGGUCGGGUAUUUGCUGCGCUCCUGGACUAUGUUCUCAGAGCUGAGCAACCAUCCCUCUCCUCGAUGCUUGGGCCUGAGAUCUCAACGGCUGUGGAAGAAAUAUGGAGCGAAUGCAACAUACGCGCCCCCGACUUCGUCGCCCUCCGCGCUCGCUUCCCUCCUGCCCCGGUCGCUCCCGCGCAGGAUGAACCUGAGGAUCGUCCCUUGAGGCUGCUACCCUUCGAGCACCUUCUGUUCGAUGAGGAACUUGCCUCCAUUGCCCUCGAUGUUGAGGUGGACAGCGGUGAUGAAGACGAAGACCCCUCUCACCUCGAGUUCAACACCGUCUUCAGCGACACUCAACACUGGCACAACCACAAGCGUGCCAUCCUUCCCCCGCAUAUGGGUGGAAGCGAUACGCAUGUCCAGCUGACCGAGUGGCAGCGCAAGCGCCAGCUCAAGAGCGAACAACGCUUCAUGGCCAAGCUGCAGUGGCAGGCGGAGACCCUCACUGGCGCGUAUGGCACUCCCCUGCAGCAGAUGGUCAUCCCCAGUGCCGCUGUUGCAAGAAAGUCGAAGGGAGCUCCCGCAUCUAGUGCGAAGGCGGACGCUGCCGCUUCAAAACCCAGCAAGGGCGGUGCAGGAAAAAAGGGGAAGAAGGAAGUCAUAUCCUCUGCAGACAAAAUUCGCCAGGCGAACCAGGCCAAAAAGCAGACGAAGGAGGAUGACUCCAACGUCCAGUGGUGGAAAGACCAGCUCAAGGACAUCGAGGAGAAGUCGGUCCCCGCAAGGAUCGUCGCGAUCGAGAACCUCAUGCGGAACAAGCGCACGAAAGAGGGCUGGCUGGCCGUCGAAGCGCGCCUAUACCGCCUCCACUUGGAGUUCUUGCGCUGGCUUGCCGACCCCGCGCAGGAUUCGGCGGCGGCGCGCGACCGCUACAGCGUCACGGCCAUGUGCAUGUCCAAGGAGAUCUUCGAGUCGAAGGAGCUCUUCCCAACGGCCGUGCGCAAGCUGGCUACGUGUCUCGCCGCGCUUGGGUUGGAAGAAUACAUCGACGCGUGGGCGGACGCAGCGACGGUGGUGAAGGAGGACCGCUUGCUCAACUUUGACUUCGUCAAGCUCGUGAAGUCGAAGAGCGGCCACGUGCUGCACAAGUGGAUGCGCAUCACCGAGGACCCCGUUGUGUGGCAGUUGCGCCUGUUCGGCGAGUACAUGGACAGAAGCAUGGACAGCCAGAGUGACCCGCGUGUGGCGUUCAAGCCUGACGCCUGGCAGCGCAAGGUGCUGGACUGCUUGGACCAGAACGAGUCAGUCUUGGUGGCCGCUCCUACCAGUGCCGGAAAGACGUUCAUCUCCUACUACGCGAUGGAGACGUUGCUGAGGUCGUCUGAUGAUGAUAUCCUCGUUUAUGUUGCUCCUACGAAGGCGCUCGUCGGUCAGAUCGCCGCUGAGGUCUACGCGCGAUUCCGCAAAGAAUUGGGCACCAAGGCGUGCUGGGCCAUUCAUACGCGGGACUAUCGAGUGCACAACCCCCAGAACUGCCAGAUUCUUGUCACAGCACCGGAGGUGUUGGCGACGAUGCUCCUGUCGCCUCCUAUGGCGAAGACAUGGACGCCGAGAAUCAAGCGGAUCAUUCUUGACGAGAUCCACACCAUCGGCCAGCAGGAAGGCGGUGCCGUCUGGGAGCAGAUUAUCCUCCUCGCUCCCUGCCCACUAAUCGGUCUUUCUGCCACCAUUGGAGAACCCGAGAAGUUUAAUGCAUGGCUCGCAUCCGUCCAGGAAGCGCAUGGAUUCAAGCACACAUUCAUCCGCCACCCCCACCGAUACUCGCAUCUCCGCAAGUACACGUACCUACUCCAGCCAAAAGACAAGCCCGCACCCUUCAACGGCCUCGCCGAGUACCGCAAGACCGAGCGCCUGCGCUUCAUCCACCCGAUAUCUAUGCUCUCGUUUGGGGCUCGCAGCCUGCCUUCCGACUUCUCGCUGGAAGCGGCGGACUGCCUGUCCCUCUUCUAUGCGCUUGGGGAUUUCCGGGACCGCCUUUCAUUCGAUCUGGAUGCGCUGGAUCCUACGCGCUUCUUCCCGGAUUCAAAGGGAACCCUCCUGAAGCAGAAGGAGAUCCUGCGCUAUGAGGCGGCGCUCACGAAGGAGAUCUCAGAAAUGAUGGAGUCGAACGAUCCACAGGACCAGGAUUCGGUAUUGAACGGUGUGAUCAGGAAGGUGUCCGAUCCGAUGGUCGAGACAGCAGACCAGAGAUACAUCCCCGCGGCGCAGGAGUUCUACACCAACCUGAUCACCUUGGUGUCGGAUCUGCAGGCGAGCGGAGACUUGCCGGCUUUGUUGUUCAACUUCGAUCGCAAGGUCUGUGAAAACAUGGCGCAGGCAAUCAUCGAUGUUCUCGAGAAGACUGAGGAGAGGUGGCGCGAGACGAACCCGGAGUGGAAGCGCAAGAUCAAGCAGUUCGAGCUUUGGGAGUCGAAGGCCAAGGAGCGUGAACGCCAGGCAGAUCGGCUCAAGAAGGCCAAGAAGGAUGACGAGCCUGCGGCCGAUCGGGACACGAGCUGGGAGGCAUCCUUUGACCCUGACGACCCGUCGCCGCAGUUUUCCUUUGCGGGCAGCUCGCAGGCGUUCUCGAAGGCGGACCUCGAUGAUGAGAUUCGGUCUCUCGGCUGGACCUCAACCCCGGACUGGGCCCUGAAGGCUCUGCGGAGGGGUGUCGGUGUGCAUCAUUCUGGUAUGAACAAGCAUUACCGGACGCUCGUUGAGAGCCUCUACCGUUCAGGAUUCCUGCGCGUCGUCAUUGCCACAGGAACAUUGGCGCUUGGUAUCAACGCCCCCACCAAGACUUCGGUGUUCUGCGGUGACUCGCCGUUCCUCACUGCUCUCAUGUAUCGCCAAUGUGCUGGUCGUGCCGGCAGGAGAGGUUACGACCUGCUCGGGAAGGUUGUAUUCUAUGGCCUCGCGAUGGACAGGUGUCAGCGACUCGUGUUGUCGAAGCUGCCUUCACUCGGUGGCAACUUCCCGCUAACAUCGACCAUGGUCCUCCGUCUGUUCAACCUUCUGCAAGGAUCGAACGACGCCCCUGUUGCGCGCGACGCCAUCCGGAGUAUACUCCGUCUGCCUCACAUCACUUUCGUCUCCGACGUCGGCCGAGAACAGCUCUUGCACCACAUCCGGUUCAGCAUCGACUAUCUUCGCCGCGCUGGUCUUCUCGACGCACAAGGCAACCCUAUCAACCUUUACGGCGUCGCCGCUCAUCUCUACUACACCGAGCCGAGCAACUUAGCACUCAUUGCCCUGCUCCGCCACGGUGUCGUCCACAAGAUCUGCAGCCACGCCAACCCUGUUCGGGCCAAACGCGACCUCCUACUCCUUUUGUGUCAUCUCUUCGGCCGUCGCUACCUGCCGAAAGCGUAUGCAUCCGCCACCAAUCUCAAAGCGAUCACGCAGAAGUCGCCGUCUGUGGUCGUUCUACCUCCCCUCCCGGGCGACGCCCGCAAGGUGUUGCUUGAGCACGAGCAGCACAUCAAGCGCGUCUUCACUGGCUAUGCGUUGGCGUACCUCUCGCAGCACCAGGAUGCCUUGGGCGAGGACACCAAGCUUCCGUUCAGCGGGAAGACCGUUUGCGAACCGGAAAAGGAAGAAUCGUCGCCUUUCCGCGAGCGGCUGCAGCGUACGGCAGUGUCCACCUUGGCACGCUCGCCGUUUGUUGCAACCUCGGGACACGGUGAUUCGUUCGGCUCGGUAUCAGAACUGGCGAGUACUGCCCGGCAAGGCCUCCAUGUGUCCGAGCACGCCAUCCCCUCCAUGCGCCAAUUCACUGCUAUCCCAGGCGCAGACAACGACGAAUUCGCGCUGAACGCGUACCUCCUCGACUUCUACACGCACGGACAGACCGCGGCGCUGAAGACGGCGAACGGUAUCCGCGACGGCGAGGUGUGGUACGUCCUCCAGGACUUCACACUCACUCUCAAGACGAUCCGCACGGGCCUCGUGCAGCUGCUGCAGAAGGCGGGCGCGAAUGCGAGUCGGGCGGAGUCUGUUGCGGGCGACGGGGUGUCGGAGAUCGACAGCGGGUACGGGACCAUCGACCCCGCGGAGGCGGACGACGUGGACAGCGUGGACGGCGCGGAGUCGUACAAGCGGCCGGUGGGCGUGACUGACCGCGACUGGAGGGUGUUCGAGGUGCUGAACGCGGUGACCGCCGAGUUCGACGAGAAGUUCCGCGCCAUGUGGGCGUGAAGGCUGCACCAGUCUCUGCUCGGUCUCCUCGUUACGAUCCAAGUUACUACUAGCAUCUGCUACUCGUCGAUUUGCUUCCGUCCUGCACCCUCACAUUAUGCAAUCGCUCUCGUGUUUUCGCCGCAAUCCUAGAUAUAUGCAUGUAUCCACAACACUGCCCCACAUAACAAGAUGUACCACCUCCGUAGUUGCAAUAUAUAGAACGGAGCUUGCCC